ACGGAACGGACGCGUUCAAUUUUCCGAGAAAAAUAUUAAAAAUAUCAUUCAAUUUUGAGUCUGUGCUCUGUGGUUUGCUGUUAAAAAGAACCAGCCAAGAUGGUGAAGCUAAAUGAAGAAACUCCAUAUGAGGAGCCAAUCGAAGAGCUGGACCAGUACGGAGUGAUGAUCACCAACUGUAAUGACUACAUGGCAUUCCUACGGGAACAGCUGGAAGAAGUCCUGCCACCACACGACAAGAAACAGGACGAGUUUCUGCACAAACUGAAGAACCUGGUCUUCUUGCCAGAUAACGCUGAUGAAGAGAUGAAGAAGAUCUAUGAAGAGCUGCAAGAGAAGCAUGCCAAGCUGCAGACUCUGCAAAAGGAGAGAGUGGAGUUGACUAAUUUCAUUCGUAACUACUAUAAUCUCCAGAGGAAUAUCACUCAGGAGGAGUGUAAGCGAGAGGUUGAUACCCUCUUCAGAGGCAAACAAGAGUUCUUUGUUGUGAGUAAGCAGCUUGAGGAGUUGUUGUACAAGCUGCACGGAAGGGGCCGUUUUUAAUUAACCUCCUUUUGUUUUUCGUUUGGACCAGAUGGUGACCACUGAGAGACAUUUGCCAUCGUCUCAUAAGACCAGUCACAAUGACUUAUCUGUCUGUAGAUUUGGCUAUUAGGAGCCAAAAGUUAUUGAUAGCUCCAAUCAGCUGAUUUGGUUUUAAUUAGAUGAGAUGUCGUUGCUAUUAGGACUUUGGAGAGUUGCACAUCUUGUGACAUGCCGACUCCAUUUCUUUUUUCCGUUUUAAUGGGUUUAUAUGGACGCUAGUCGCUUUUUUUUCAGGCGAGAUAAACGGAUAAACUCUGGCAACUGCUUAUCUCGUCUGAAGAGCCAAAAUUGAUUAUUUUUUUAUGAAGUUUGUCAAUCGUCUAGGUUGGUCUUGAUAUUUUGGAUAACGUCUGAAUAUUUUUUUAAACGUAGCCCCACACUAGUAUUUCCUCCUGUGUCGUGGGUGCGUUUA
This is a messenger RNA of Spodoptera litura, 997 nucleotides long. RefSeq lists its product as uncharacterized. Lineage: Eukaryota; Metazoa; Arthropoda; Insecta; Lepidoptera; Noctuidae. The record is from RefSeq and is a predicted model, not a curated record.